AUGGAACUGGUGCUGUUAGCGAAGGAGGCAUUGCAGAAUGGAGCUGAGCGCGCGGCGAGCUACCGCGCGGGGCAGUCGGCGCUGCGGUACAUGGACCGCGCGCUGUGGAUCGUCGAGAAGAGCGCGCGCUGGGCUGUGCCGCCGCCGCAGCGCGCGCUGGGCUGUGCCGCCGCCGCGUAUGUUGUGUUCUGUUACGAGCAGUUAGCGCAGGAGGCACAGAAUGGAGCUGAGCGCGCGGCGAGCUACCGCGCGGGGCAGUCGGCGCUGCGGUACAUGGACCGCGCGCUGUGGAUCGUCGAGAAGAGCGCGCGCUGGGCUGUGCCGCCGCCGCGCGAGCUACCGCGCGGGGCAGUCGGCGCUGCGGUACAUGGACCGCGCGCUGUGGAUCGUCGAGAAGAGCGCGCGCUGGGCUGUGCCGCCGCCGCGUAUGUUGUGUUCUGUUACGAGCAGUUAGCGCAGGAGGCACAGAAUGGAGCUGAGCGCGCGGCGAGCUACCGCGCGGGGCAGUCGGCGCUGCGGUACAUGGACCGCGCGCUGUGGAUCGUCGAGAAGAGCGCGCGCUGGGCUGUGCCGCCGCCGCUGGACCAAGAUGAACGUCCACAGCCCGAGCUGAUCCGGCCGUUGCCGUGGUUGUUAUUCUUCCCUCUGCUCAUACUGCUGCGGCUCUCGAGGGAGUCCAUAUCACUGGUGAACCUCGCCCUCGGCAAACCACCUUUGAGAUCGGCUGAUGUUGUAACAUAUAUACAAGGCAAGCGGCGCUACCUGCGAACACUGAAGUACCAGGGCAACAGGAUGAUGCGAGCGCGCACCGACCCCAACCGCGGCGUGCGCGAGUCCUGGUACACCCACCUGCAGACGCUCUUCGAGUUCACCAUGUGCUUCCGGAGACAGCACUACGGGAACAACAAUACGCAACUUAUCAACGGAGACGAGGUGUUCAUAGUGAAACGCAAGCGGUCGCGCCCAGCGGCUAACACAGUCGCGUCCACCAGCGAGACGAGCAUGGAGCGGCUCAUAGAGAAGAUGAUGGUGGACGUUGACGUGGACUCGGACGAGUCUUCCAGCUACACUUUGACAAACAUAACAAGCGGACGGAGUGACCGAUCAGACUACAACACAGAAUCAGACCAGGAGGCAGUGGAUACAAAAACGCAAGCUAAUCAACACAAAUCAUUGAAACAAUCCCACGGAGAAACUUCCCCUAAGAAAAAUAAUAUAACAACAGAUAAAACAAUUGACAGCGACCAAUCAAAUGCGUCGAUGACGAGGAUAAGAAAUAAUAAACAAGAAAUAGACAGUAAUACUAAAGAAGCUUCGUUGGAUUUUAUACAAAAUGAGAUUGGCUGCCAUAGAAGUGACUUAGGAUAUAGCGAUUAUAAAAUUCCGAAUGGACGUAUGGCAGGAGAUCUUACAGCGACGGACAGGUAAUAUGUCCACAUAAAAUAAUAAUUGAAGAAAAACUUGGGGUACAUUAUAUAAAAAUCUAAUUAUAUUAACAAAAUAUAUAAUAGUUUGUAAGGUUUUAAAAUGUUUUAAAUUUUUAUUUAUACAUUAAUUAUUAUUUAAGCGUACCUAUAUAUGUUACACACAGAUGUUUACAUAUAUGGCUGGAUAUUUUUAUAACUUUUAAGAAUAACCAUAAGAAGCUAUAAAUUUAAUAAUCUACUAUUAAUAAGGGCCUUCCAUAGAAAUGUUAAUAACAAAGCAGUAGAAAUGGCUGUUUCACUCCAAACUACGGAGACCAGUCACCGUUGGAUACUUGGAUCUAGACUAGAAUAAGCUAGUUGACACUUUUUUAAAAGGUCUUGAAAUGUUCAUUAUAGCGCUUCUAUAUUUAAAAAAAAUAUCAUGUUGUUUUGAAUACAUAACAAUUUUAAUUUUAAUUUAUUUUUAUAAUACAAGCCAAUACGCUAUCAGCCAUGAUGGUCUAUAUUUUAUCUGCCUGUGUUAUGACGUCAAGUGAACAAAAAAACAAAAGCAAAAAAUUGGGCGUCUUAGACGUUUAUGUCUUUAGUGACAUCUAGUAACAUCGUGACGUCACAAAAUGGAUAACAGCGUUUUUGACAUUCAGAAAAUUUUUAAAAAUACAUUAAAGUUUUAUGAUAAGUUAUAACUUAAUUAAUCGGUAUAUUUUAGACCCUUAUUAUGAUAAAAUUAAUGUUUAAAUUGAAUUUUAUAUGAGUCAACUACCCUAUUCUAGAGUCUCGAGUGCGGGCAGAGGUAGUUGUUAUGAUGGGUGAGCCUUUUCAGGAAUUACGUCAAUUGUUAAAAUACAACAUAGUUUUCUGACAUUUAAUGUGGAAUUAUAGAGUUGACAUUCGUAAAUUACUCAAAUAAUUAAUUAUUUGUUCAACGAAUAUUUGGUUAAGUAACAAAUCAAAUAACUGACAUAAAAAUGUAUUUCUCAUCAAAAAAAUCGAAACAGUCUGCCUGAACAGUACUUGCGGACUGUUUCGAUUUUUUUGAUGAGAAGUAUAUUUGUACAUAAUAGAUUUUGCUAACCGAUUUAACUGAUAAUACAGGUGGGUAUAUAUUUAGCAAAAAUAUUUUGCCUGAUAAAUUAUCAAUCUAUUUAAAAGAUUAGAUUUGUGCAACUGUGUUUUUCAUUAUGGCGUAAAUUCUAAUAAGUAUAUUACUUUAGUAAUGUGUUUUCAAAGAGUUAUAUUUAUAUACAUUUAUUUUUAUCUAUGUUUGCUUGGCAGCUAUUUAUAAAUACUGAGUUCCUAAUGCUUUUAAAGGUAUCUAGUAAGUAAGAAAGUAAGGGUAGAAACACAUUUACACGAAACUUGUACCGACGAUAUACUUUAUUUAUUUAUUUAUUAUUCAACAAAAAAACACAUUUCAAUUAAGCCUAACCAUAGUGCAACACAAACCACAGUUGGUUUUACUGUAGACUGGUUAUUAUUACAUAAUACAAUAUUUGAGAACAAAAAUUAUUAACAAACAAAAGAGAAGAAAUACCAAGAAUAAUCUUUAUAGGGUAGUUAAAUAAAUAUCGUAAAUGUGUGAGUGAACCGAUGCUACGACGCUACACAGGCUGUCCCAAAAAAUAAUUCUUUAGUUUCCGCUUAUGUACGUUCGUGAGUAUAUUAUCUUUUAGAAGAUUCUUAUUAUGAAGUUACUUAUUUAUCCAGAUUUAUAUUACACAGCCUGUGUGUAAUAUAAAUCUGUAUCAUAUCAGCUGAAUGUUUGUCCAAUGCUCCUAGGUACAUCUAUUUAUAAUGUUUUAAUAACAUUCGUCUUAAGGACAAAAAAAUACUAAGAUUUAUAUUCAUAAAGAGCAGGGAGCCUCAAUAUUUUAUUUAUAUUAUUCUUUAAGUAUCUAAUAGUCGUAUGAAGUUGUAAUCAGAUACCAUUUUUGCUCACAAUGAUUAUGACAUUUAGAUUUGUAAUCAUAAUAUUUUUUUUGGUGUUUGUGGUGUUUGGGUAAAAAUGAAGUUCCAAGUGUUCUAAAAUGAGAUGAGAAUUUUCAAGGAGCGUUUGAUAUGUCAAACAAUUAUUUUCAUAUGUGUAGUUUUUGGAGAAUCCAAAAUUUAUAUAUUGAAUUAGGUAGUACAGUUUAAAGAAUAAUUUUGAUAUUUAAAUUAUUUUAAAAUAAACACCCCUCGAAAAAUGUCUACACUCUCUUGGUAUAUGAAAUUAUGCAUAAUUUUUUAUAGAAUAUUAUUUCAUUUUACCUAUUUAUUAAUUAUUCUCAAUACAUAAUUAAAUUAAGCCUAACCAUAAUGCAACAUAACCACAGUUGGUUGGCUUUUUUUACUGUGGUUAAUUUAUAUAUUUAUAUAGUUUCGAACAUAACCAACAUUCCCAUUUCCUUCCAAUGUACAAACUAAGCUAAAUGUACAAAUUAAGUACUAUAUCGUCCUUGGUUCAAUGAUAUUGUAAACUAUAUCGUCCUAAGUCUCACCGGGCGGGAAUCGAAGUCUGGACCUUUUAUGUCCAAGUGGGUAAUGGGUCAGUUACGUGGUGCUAUAUAAGAAUAACACAUUGCUUCUGACCAACAUAACUUUUAACUAGUUGAUAAGAAUAUUUUGUAAUAUUUUUACAUAAGUUUCGUCCGUAAAUAAAUAGUUUUAAGAAAACACUAAUGAAGCUAAUUUUUAAAUUAAAUUUUUUAUAUUAUUUCCUUAUUUUGAUGGGUUAGUGCAUUAUGUUCAAUGUCAUAUGACGUUCUUUUUGUGAAGUUUAGUGAAAGAAAAGAAAAAUGUUGAUGGGUUAAUAGCGUCUCAUAACAAUAGUUGUGGAAUUUGGAUGAUUUUACACAAAUAAAUUAUUCUACAUUAAGGAUAUAUUAAAUACUUUAAAAAGGUCAGAUAAAUAAAUACCAGUGGCUCGCGUGUAAAAAUCUAUUUUUCAAAAAACUGUUGAGUAGUUUCUGAGACAAACAGACAUACCAAAGAAAAUUAGUUUGUGUUAUGCUGGUUUUCUUUUUUUUUCUAAAAUAACAUAUUUUGGUUUCUAAUCUCUUUUUAACCGACUUCCAAAAAGGAGGAGGUUCUACGUUCGGCUGUAUGUAUGUUUUUUUUUUAUGCAUGUCCAGCGAUAAUUCCGUCAAUUAUGGACCGAUUUUGAAAAUUCUUUUUUUGUUUUGUAGGGUUUUAAUAGGUCUUUUAAAUUAUAAUAUAAUUUAUAGAUUUUUCCGUUUUACAUCUACUGUAAGCCUAACGUCAACAUAAACGACGAUGAGAAAAAAAGACAUUGUUGUCGACCAAUUGCGACCGAGUUAAAAUACCGCUCUCUUUCGUCUUAAAGCAACGAAAGAGCGAUAGUAUCGAAUCCGCCGCUAUUGGUCUACAUUUGUCUUUCUAUUGUCUUUAGAUAUGUCUUGGUGCGCGUAUCUUAGGCCUAAUGUAGGAUUAUUCCAUUUAAACAAUAAGUCACUAGAACAACUUAUUUUCGUAAUUGUGAUCAUCUUAAGUACUCGUAGUUAUUUCAACGAAAUGAUCUUGACUACGUCAUUUUACAUCAAAUGGCAGUGAUUAUUUUGUUUUACUGACAUCUAACAUGAUUUCGACGAAAUUUGUUUUUUUGUUGAAAUAGUCUUAUUACUUGCUACUGCUACUUCGUUAUUACUGCCACUUUACAUAAAAUGUAGAUACCUACUUAUUUCAUGUCAUUACCUUAAAAAUACGAAGUCAGAUGAUUGCACAAACGAAAAUAAUAUGAUGAAAAACAUUGUAGUGUCUCAUUAUUGGAAUGGUACACAGAGAUACAUAAUAACCCUGCAGGGCUAUUUGGUGUAAAACUAUCCAAUGCAACGCUUACGGUAAACGUAUACUCUGCGCCACGUAACAAGUCCCUUAGACGCGGCACUAAUGUCAUUAUGGCGCACAUUGUCAUUUGGUAAUGGCGGUCUUACUGUCAUCUGUCUAUGACGCUGUCAAUUUUAGUUCAGGUGUUAGUCGCGGGACUUCUUUCGUGGCGCGGAGUCUAAUCCUUGUUUCAAUGAUAUUGUAAACGCUCCACGAGUAUAAUUCCAAAGUUUUGGCUGUGUAACAACUGAUGAACAAAGACUGAACGAGAAAACUAUUGAAAUUGUUCCUAAAUCAUGCUUUUUCUCGAAUUAACGUAAUGUUUUUUAAUCUUUUAUACGUAACAUACUGUGUAAGGCGUUUUUUAUUAAUGUUUUUUUUGAAGUGAUGAAUUUACCUUUGCUAAGCUAAAUAUAUUUAUUUAAUUAACCGUGAA
Molecule: messenger RNA, 5688 nt
Organism: Bicyclus anynana (squinting bush brown)
Lineage: Eukaryota; Metazoa; Arthropoda; Insecta; Lepidoptera; Nymphalidae
Gene: Jabba
Exons: 9
Coding region: 1-1428 (475 amino acids)
Source: RefSeq, a predicted model, not a curated record